AUGGCGGAUUCAGAAAUCAAGGAGGCUUUUUCGCUGUUUGACAAGAAGGGAUCAGGCACGAUUCUGAGUGAGAAUCUCGGCGACCUGCUGCGUGCGCUCGGCCAGAACCCGACGCAGGCCGAGGUGGCGAGCCUCGCGUCGAAUGCUCCCGCGGAGAUCGAUUUCCCUACAUUCACCAACAUCUUGAACCGGCCCAACGGAUUCAAGCCAGCGGGCACGCCGGAGGAGUUUAUCCGCGGAUUCCAGGUGUUUGACAAGGACGGCACAGGCCACAUUGGCGUCGGCGAGCUGCGCUACGUCCUCACGAGCCUGGGCGAGAAGCUCUCGGACGAAGAAGUCGACGAGCUCCUCAAAGGCGUCACGGUCGGAGAGGAUGGCAACAUCAACUACGAGGCCUUUGUGCGCCAAAUUCUCUCGCAGUAA
Messenger RNA from Malassezia restricta, 423 nucleotides. Its product is annotated as myosin regulatory light chain cdc4. Gene Ontology annotation, molecular function: calcium ion binding. The transcript has 4 exons. Bases 1 to 423 code for a protein of 140 amino acids. Gene Ontology annotation, biological process: mitotic actomyosin contractile ring assembly. Gene Ontology annotation, cellular component: myosin II complex. NCBI's taxonomy places the organism in Eukaryota, Fungi, Basidiomycota, Malasseziomycetes, Malasseziales, Malasseziaceae. The record is from RefSeq and is a predicted model, not a curated record.